AUGAUUCUGAAAUUGGUAUAUGCACAAGAAGACCUACAAGUAGCAAAGCCUGGCUGUGAUUCGCAGUGUGGAGAUCUUGAAAUUCCCUUUCCGUUUGGAAUGAAUACUUCAGAAUGCUACUUAGGGAAAUGGUUUGAAAUAGAAUGCAGAAACACUUCCACAUAUCAAACACCUUACCUCAAGUCAAUAGGAGUGCAGGUGAGAUUCAUUGAUGUCCAACAAGGUACGGUUACUGUCAACAAUCCCAUUGACCGUAACAACUGCGGAAGCAAAGAUUCUAGGCCGGUGAACCAGUCGCUGGAAGGAAGUCCUUUCGUGUAUUCGCAGGAGCACAACAAAUUUGUGGCCGUAGGUUGCAAUAUAAUUACUUUUUUGCAGGUGAAUGGGUCAGAAGGCAGUGGUUGUGUGUCCAUCUGCGACGAGGACUUCAAGGUGGAUGAUAUCGGGAAAAUGAAGCUUGAAAACAGUGAUUGUAACGGGAAGUCCUGCUGUCAGAAUUCCCUGCCAGCGUAUCUUAAGGAAUACAGCACUGAAGUAAAAGGUUUGAAGGAGGAUGAAAGGAAUCGUGAGUGCAGUUACGCCAUGGUUGUACAGCAAGAAGAACUGAACCCAUACGAAUGGGACUACCUCCCACAGGAUUCUUCUUAUACUCCCAAAGGGUACUACUUUCCUGUGAAUGGUGAGAUGAAGGAUGUGGAUGUGGUCCCUGUGGUGCUUGAAUGGGAGAUUCCCAACAACUUAAACCUUAAACUUCCUUCAAAUUAUCUCUCCCACUGUUUCGACACUAAUAUUACAUCUUCACGAUAUAAUAGUUCGGGUCAGAGAUGUUCCUGCACAUACGGUUACGGUUCCAAUCCUUAUGUUGAUGGAGGUUGUUCAGACUAUCAUUCCGUCUCGACUUCGCGGAGUCCCGUAUCAAUAUCUGUCAUAAAAGGAAUUUCUAUAAGCUUUGGAUCUAUCAUUUUACUUCUUAUUUUAUGGCGGGUGUUCAAGGUUACAAAAAAAAUCAUAGUGAAGAAAUUCAGAGAAAAAUUCUUCAAAAGAAAUGGAGGAUUAUUAUUACAACAAAAAUUAUCUUCUGGUGAAGUUAAUGUGGAUAAAGUUAAAACCUUCAGCUUAAAAGAAUUGGAGAAGGCCACCGAUAACUUUAAUUCAAACAGAGUACUUGGAAAAGGAGGUCAAGCUACUGUUUACAAAGGCAUGUUGAUAGAUGGAACAAUCAUUGCAGUGAAAAAAUUUAAGGUCCAAGGAAAGAUUGAAGAAUUUAUCAAUGAAUUUGUUAUUCUUUCACAAAUUAAUCAUAGGAACGUGGUUAAGUUGUUAGGAAGUUGUUUGGAGACUAAAAUUCCUUUGCUUGUCUAUGAAUUCAUUCCUAAUGGUAAUCUUUUUGAGUACUUGCAUCAACAAAAUAAGGAUAUGCCAUUGACAUGGGACAUGCGUUUGAGAAUUGCCAUUGAAGUUGCAGGAGCUUUAUUUUACUUGUACUCUGCCGCUUCUCAACCUAUUUAUCAUAAAGACAUCAAGUCAACAAAUAUACUAUUGGAUGAAAAGUAUAGGGCGAAAGUAGCAGACUUUGGUACAUCAAGAAUGAUUUCCCUUGAUGUUACACACCUUACUACAGUAGUUCAAGGAACAUUUGGAUAUUUGGACCCUGAAUUUUUUCAAACUAGUCAAUUCACAGAAAAAAGUGAUGUCUAUAGUUUUGGAGUAGUUCUUGUUGAACUUUUAACAGGACAAAAGCCGGUAACCGUCCUAAGUCAAGAGGAAGCCAAAAGUUUAGCUUCAUAUUUCAUCAUGUGUGUGGAGAAAAAUUGUGUGUUUGAUAUUAUUGAUGAAAGAGUGAUGAAGGAAGGGGAGAAAUAUCAUAUAAUGAAAGUUGUCAAUCUUGCAAAUCGAUGUUUAGAGUUGAAUGGAAAGAAGCGACCAACCAUGAGGGAAAUCACAUUGGAAUUAGAAGGUAUUCGAAAAUUGGAAAAGGAGUCUAAUACACAAGAAGGACAUGAUGAGUUUGUUAAAAGUGAAGAUUAUCAAUCUUGGGAUGAUAAUUCUAUUAUCUCAGAAAUAAUGUCAAGUUUUGAUCUAAGUAGCAGAAUAACAAUAUUGAAAGAUGUUCAUAUUGUUACCAUGUGAUGGAUAAGUAUUCUUAUUUUUGUAUUAAGUAAUUUUGGGGAAAUAAGAAGUAUACAACCUUCCAAAAUUUUGAACCAUUAAAAUUUUAAAGAUUAU
Messenger RNA from Vigna angularis (adzuki bean), 2226 nucleotides. Its product is annotated as wall-associated receptor kinase-like 22. Gene Ontology annotation, cellular component: plasma membrane. Bases 1 to 2130 code for a protein of 709 amino acids. Gene Ontology annotation, biological process: protein phosphorylation; cell surface receptor signaling pathway. The record is from RefSeq and is a predicted model, not a curated record. The transcript has 4 exons. Gene Ontology annotation, molecular function: ATP binding; polysaccharide binding; protein serine/threonine kinase activity. Lineage: Eukaryota; Viridiplantae; Streptophyta; Magnoliopsida; Fabales; Fabaceae.